CCGCCCCGCCUCUUCCGCCGCCGCCGUGGGAAUGGAAACAUCUACCCCACGUGCCGGAAGCCAGCUAGCGCUGACGGCGGCGCGCCACUCCGCGUCCUACCGAGCCGAGCCCCUACGGGUGUCAUCGCGAGAGGAGCUCGCCGAAAUGGCUGCAGCCAGUCAAGGAAACUUUGAGGGAAAUUUUGAGUCACUGGACCUUGCAGAACUUGCUAAAAAGCAGCCAUGGUGGCGCAAGCUGUUUGGGCAGGAAUCUGGGCCUUCAGCUGAAAAGUAUAACGUGGCAACCCAGCUGUUAAUUGGAGGUGUCACUGGAUGGUGCACUGGUUUCAUAUUCCAGAAGGUUGGAAGGUUGGCUGCCACAGCUCUGGGAGGUGGAUUUUUCCUGCUUCAGCUUGCGAACCACACUGGCUACAUCAGAGUAGACUGGCGGCGGGUGGAGAAGGACGUGCAGAAAGCCCGGGAGCAGCUGAGGAUCCGCCAGAGCGGCCGGACGCCCGCGGGGGCCACAAGCAGAGCGCAGGAGGUGGUGUCAUUUGUGAAGAAGAAUGUUCUAGUGACUGGUGGAUUUUUCGGAGGCUUUCUGCUUGGUAUGGCGUCCUAAAGAGGAUGACUUCACUUCCUUAUUCCUGGUUUUUCCAGCCAGCAGCCUCUUCACUCCAUCGUAGGAUAGCAAGUCUCUCCUCUUCGUCCUCUUCUCCCUCUUCUCCCGUGCCUUCCUCCCUGCCAUGGCGUAUCUGAAUGGCUUCUGUAGGCAUCUGUUGGUACAAGUGGAUAACGGCCCUACCAUGACCUUGACGGCAACGGAAGAGACAGUGGACGUUAACUCUUCUCCCAGCACACUCCCCCCUUGACUGAUCUCUAGGUCAGCAAGAAUAUUCCUUUCUCUUCUAUGUAAGAUACUUACCAGAACAUGGUACAAGAUGGCUCACCAUGGAGCGUGAGUGGAUCCUCAAAGGUUGUCCCAAACUUGAUUUGGAAAGGAAAUAACAAGCAUAUAAGAUACCUUACUAUGUUCUGCAUGGAAAGGAACUGAAUACAUUUGCCUUUAAGCAUGAAAGAUUUUGGUAUCUUGGCGUCUACUUUCUUUUGUAGUAGAUUUUAGGUUACAGAACGAGAACUACUUGUACUGGCUCUAAUUAUCCUGACAAAAUGGGGCGUGUGCACUACAGUUGAAAAAUCUGCAUAUGGAAUGAACUUGUACUAAAGAUACAUAUGCUGAGCGGAAGGUAUUGUGUUUGGUGGGAAGGUCUUUAGGGAAACCAACCAAUAGAUACAUUUAGGAUGGUCACUUAGAGGCAUUCAGGUAUUAUCUAGGGAUGUUUUCCAUCAUACAGGAUAAUGCAUCUCAUGAUGGUUUCCAAAGGAUUUAUUUAUGGUAAAAUAAGUGACUUUAGGUGGAAGAGGGAAGAAGCUCUUGGAUUUUUAUUUAAUAGAAAAGGUUUUGAGCUUUGAAAUGUGGAAUAUUCUUUACCUCUUGUCAAAACAUCAGGGGUAGCCGUAGCUCCUCUGUGCCAAUUCUACUAUUUAACCAGUUAGUAUGAAAUAUAUAACAUUUGAACCAGAGUUUUUAAAUGGUGACAUUCCAAGCAUUAAGAAUUGAGAACAGUAGCAAUAGCAACAGCACAUGUGAAAUAAAUUAUUUCUAUCAUCAAAGGUAAUCUGCUGUCUCAGGAUGACCCCAACUCUUAGAAUUUUUCUUUAAAAUAAAAGUUUAUAGAUAUACCCAUGCUUAGAAACUUAACACAUUUUUCUGUAAUGGCCUUCUAUUGUACCAUCUAGAAUAUCCACUGCAGGAAGGCAAGGCUUGUGUCUUCACCAUUAUAUCCAUGGAGCCAAACACUUAAUAAGUACUCAGUAUCUGUUGAAUAUAUGAAUAAUGAGCUCAUAGAAAAGUAUCUGGAAAAGGCACUGAUCCACAGGAUUUGUGACACUUCAUGAGUUCUGAAAAUUCGGAAAACUUGGAAUAAACUUCUUAAACUUGCAGGUGAUCCCUUGCAAAACGUGUGUUUUUAAGGCCUUCCUUUUAAAAUGUUUGCCUUUUAACUUACCUUGGGAAUGAUGUAUUGAAUUUGGAAAUUGUAGCUACUAGUGGAUGUGUGGAAUUUUUUAGAAUUCAUCCAUUUGCAUUUUUCUCCUUAUGUUAUGGUACUAUUUUAAGGCAACAUUAAGUUGUCUUGCUUGUAACGUAUGAAUUAUAUACAAAUCAUAACGGUAUGAGCCACAUUGUUCCAUAUUUUUAUAGAAGAACUCAAAUUUUUUUUCACUUUUUAUUAUGGAAACAUUCAAACAUGUAUAAAAAUACAGAAAAUAGUACAAUGACCCCCAUGUGUCCAUCACCCACCUAUAAUGAUCAUCAAAUUAUAGCUUGUUUUAUCAAUCGUUUUGAAACAAAUACCAAAUGUGUCAUUUUAUUAUAUUUUGGUAUGUGUCUGUAAAAGGUAAGAAGUCAUCUUAAAAAUCAUAAGUGCAAUACCCUAUCAUCAUACCCAUCUGACCCCACUCAGACCCGUGGAAUGGGGGCUGCAGGCAGUGGGGUGGGGUGGCCUUUCUCCAUCUGUUUUUCCUGUGAUUAUUGGUGAUGACAAAGAUUAGCAGGUUGCUCUAAGCUGCUUUGAGCGGGUUAUAAUAGAGAAUAGACAGAAGUAAGAUUCUAGCUUUCACCUGAGGGACGUGGUUGAGGUCAGUGUUCCGGGUUGGCCUCACCCUAUUGCAAUCAGGAUGGCCUUGAGUUCUGCCCGCUGAGUGGGGCCACCAUGGGUGGCCGGGCAGAGUGGGUGCUGAGGUUGAACAGUGGUGGUGCUCUGGUGCUCGUCACUGGUGGCAUUUCGGAGAGCUCCCCCAGGCAGUUAGGGGAGCCUCUAAAUGGAGGCCCUGUUGUCAGCAGCUUUGCUUCAGGUGGUGAAGUGAGAGGUUUCCCCACAAAGAACAGCUGCCACCCCUUCACGCAAAACUGAGACACCAGGACCAGGCAACUUCACCCAUGGAUACUCUGUUUCCAUGUGACUGGCAAGGCCUGUCUCAUGAUGCAUUUUUCUCCAGUACCCAGAAUCCAAUAACAUGCUGCGCCUCCUUAGUGAUGGGGGGCUGAAGAGAUGGCAGAUUUUCUUUGACUGACAGAGGGAUUAAGCGUUUUCAGUCGUCACUUUGACCGUGUUUGGGUUUUGGCUCCCCUUGUUCGGGGCUUCCCUAUCUGUAGUUGGGCCUGGACCGGAGAGCCUCUGACAGCUGGUGGCCAGAGUGCCUAUGAGGGUCUUCUCCCUUUUCGCUGUUCACCCCAGAGCCCCCGUGUCCUCCUUCUCUCCCCUCCUGGCAACCCUGCCACUCUGGACCACCCUUGAACCCAGCGUCCCUCCUUGUGAUGGGCCAGGUGGGAUGGGGAGCUAUAAGCAAGGGAGGGGGAGAGGGAUCGGGCAUUUCUGCUUUCCGGCUGCUGCCCGCUCAGGGCCAACAAAUAGACUCCCGCGUCUUCAGUCUUGCUAAGGCUCUGUAUCCUCACUGCUAACACGGUUUGAGCUUGGGGACACCUCCGCCUGAGUGGCCCCAUUGUCAUGAGUGUCACUGUCAUUGACUUUCCUCCGGCUGCCCAUCCGGGCCACUUCUCUGCUCCCGCCCCUCAGCCUCCCGACACUCAUUAACAGGCUGACAGCCCUCCCUACUGGACUUGGCAGAACACAGGACAUGACUAAAGGAGUGAAUCUUACAUGAUUCUAGCUAACAUACUCUUGGGGUGGGUGCUCAUGGUUUUGAAAUGCUUAACUACUGUGAAAAUGUUCUCUCCAUCAUCUUUUUGUUUGACUUUUGCCGGAAAGAUGGACAUGACUAAUGGUUGCGCUCUUAUUUGAAACCUCUACUUUUGUGUAGUUUGGGAGAUGUAAUAAAUUUCUGAUUGAAAAAAAUGGUGUAGGGAUAGAUUUUAAAUAUCUGAGAAUCAUUAAUGUUUCACGAUGAAACAUGGGUUUCUUCUCUCAGGGAAAUUUGCUCACGGCCAGGUUUGGACCCUGCAGGCAAAAUUAGGCUGCUCCCCUCUCUGCUCCCUCCACCAGCUCACCAGCUUCAUUUCUUUGUCAUGGUUCUAGGUCUGGGGGCUUCUUAAGCACUUACACAAUAGUAGUGUGAUCUCUUGGAGAAUUGGGCAGAAAACAUACCUUGUUCUGGACCUGAUUUCCCAGAAAUCAUACAGUGUGGCUUAUGUCUCUGAUACUUGAUACUUAAGGAAUCGUGAAUUUCAAGAGCACUAUUUUUCUAGCGAAAACCGAGUGUUGCACUUUCUUCACGAUUUUAGAAAACUGUAAAGUCAGCUUAUUGAAACACCAAAACUACCGUCGUGAAUUUGAAAUGGUAAAAAUGCCGUUAUGAUGACUGAGAGCAGUGGGUCGCAUCCUUGCUUGCCUGGCUGCCGUCCUGGAGGCUCUGGUCGCACUGGUAGCGGCGGGGCAGCCUCAUGUUUGAGGAGCAUCUGAAGUUGGGAACCACUGAACUACAGACUUGGAAGCUGGUG
This is a messenger RNA of Balaenoptera musculus (blue whale), 4498 nucleotides long. It is a transcript of the gene FUNDC2, whose product is annotated as FUN14 domain containing 2. Bases 32 to 601 code for a protein of 189 amino acids. Lineage: Eukaryota; Metazoa; Chordata; Mammalia; Artiodactyla; Balaenopteridae. Gene Ontology annotation, cellular component: mitochondrial outer membrane. Gene Ontology annotation, biological process: autophagy of mitochondrion. The transcript is spliced from 5 exons. The record is from RefSeq and is a predicted model, not a curated record.